Molecule: messenger RNA, 417 nt
Organism: Ogataea parapolymorpha DL-1
Lineage: Eukaryota; Fungi; Ascomycota; Pichiomycetes; Pichiales; Pichiaceae
Exons: 1
Coding region: 1-417 (138 amino acids)
Molecular function (GO): nucleic acid binding
Source: RefSeq, a predicted model, not a curated record
AUGGACGAGGCUGUUUUAAAACACCUCCAGCGCGUGCCAAAUUUGGAACAAGUGGUUGUCCGGAAAAACGACGGCAUAAAAGAGAAGCUGGAUGUUUUGCUGUCCAAAUGCGAGCAGACACCGGCAAAUAUCGUGCUGAUGGCAGAGAAUGAAGGAAUACAAAAACUGCUUACAAUCGUGGAAAUCAUGAAAAGAAAACACCCAACUCAUCAGCAAUUCAACAAGCUUACCUACAGGGAAAAGUCUAGAGAGGCCUCCGGGCCGCAGGACGAACUGCGGCUGCAAAAACCUAUAAAAAUGCCUAUUCUUUACAUCUACCUCCACAUCGGCACAGACGACUCGAAAACUAUAGAUAUGGACGAAUUGAAGUCCCAGCUCGCAGACGCCGACUGGUCGUGCCAGUCUAGCUCAAAUUAA